AUAUAGAAGGCUGACACACAUGACGUGAAUGAUUUUCUGUGAAUCAUGAAGCGUGAGUUAUAAAAGCGGCAUUUGUGAAUUGGACUGUGAGAAGUUUGCGAACUCAGAGUGGAGAACGUGUGAAAAAAAGGAAGGGAUUUAUCACGACUAGUUGGAAUACACCCCACCAUUCGCGAUCAUUUGCAUACCGGCUUUCCUCUGGCGUUCUAGCUUUCCAAGUGUAAGUUUACUUCGAGCUCUCGUCUCGACAGCUGCUCCAGCGGUACGGCCACAGACGAUGGACUUUGAAACCAGGAUUUACCCCCGAAUCGGUGGUUUUGGGCGAUACAACCGCAUUGUAGCGUUUUUCAGCUGGAUUCCAAACUUUGCUGUAGCGUUGAACCUUUUCUGCGAUAUCUUUUUCACGUUGAUUCCGGAGUCGUACCACUGCAAACCGGACCCUUCCCUGCUGCCCUCCGGCUUUCUGCUAAGCAAUCUCUCCACACAGGAGUACCUCAAUUUCACUAUUCCCUGGGUGAAGGGGUCUGGCUUGAGCCACUGCGAAUUGUACGAGUACCCCGCCAACUUCACCAAUUUUACAGAAACGCUUCCCAAAGAAGUUGUGCACUGUACAAGAGGAUGGGAAUACACGCACGAAGUGGGUCUUCAGAGCAACUAUGUAACCGAGUGGGACCUGGUGUGUGGAAACUACUGGAAGAUCCCUGUUCAGCACAUCUGCUUCAUGACAGGCUGGAUCCUGGGCUAUGUCCUGCUGGGCACUGCCUGUGACUGGCUUGGCAGAAGGCAGGGGUUCCUGCUCUCCGUUGCUCUCUCUGGCCUGCUGGGCGUGGCCGUCUGUCUGUCCAACAGCCCCACCGUGUUCCUGCUGCUUCGCCUUUCCCAGGGGGCCGUGCUCGCCGGCGUCUUCCUGUCCUCGUACAUCGCCCGUCUUGAGCUAUGUGACCCUUCUCACCGCCUCAUGAUUGCCAUGAUUGGUGGGUUCUUCGCCGUGUCUGCCGAGCUGUUGUUGCCAGGAUUGGCGUUGCUGUGCCGUGAUUGGCCCGUGCUGCAAGCUGUUGCCACCCUCCCCCUGCUUUUCCUGCUCUCCUAUUGGUGCUGUUCCUCCCUGUUUCCUGAGUCCCCUCGCUGGCUCCUGGCGACUGGUCAGAUCCUUCAGGCCAGGAAGUCUGUCCAGAGCUUCUCCACCAGAAACGGCGUGUGUCUGAACGAAGAGAUCUACCCUGCGGAGACCGUGCUGUCAGAGAUGGACGUGGCGUAUUCCGAGGACUCCCCACCCCGGUACCAUCACGUGCUGGAACUGCGCCACACGCGGGUCAUCUGGAGGAACUGCCUCAUCCUGGGGUUCACCCUGUUCAUCGGCACGGGGAUCCAGUACUGCUUCACCAGGAACCUGCACGCUUUCUCCGCGCGCUUCUACUUCGGCUACUUCCUGCGCGUGGGGACCGGCGCGGCGGCGUGCGUGCUGCUCUGCAUGUCCGUGGACCGCAUGGGCCGCCGGGGCGUCCUGCUGCUGUCGGCCAUCGUCACGGGCCUGUCCUCCCUGCUGCUGUUGGCCCUCACUCAGUAUCUGCGGGGAGGGCUGGUGCUUGUGCUGUCCCUGAUUGGCCUGCUGUCCUCCCAGGCCCUGGCCAUGCUGAGUGUGUUCUUUGCCAGUGAGGUCAUGCCCACGGUGGUGCGCGGCGGGUCUCUGGGGCUGAUCCUGGCGGCGGGCUGCGUGGGCAUGGCGGCCUCCUCGCUGAUGGAGCUCCAGAACAACGCGGGCUACUUCCUACACCACGUGGUGUUCGCCUCCUUCGCCGUGCUCUCCGUCCUGUGCGUCAUGCUCCUGCCCGAGAGCAAGCGCAAGCCGCUGCCGGACUCGCUGAAGGACGGCGAGGGCCAGCGGCGGCCGCCCCUCUUCCUGUCCCGCGCCGAGCGCGAUGACCUCCCGCUGCUCCGCUCGCGCCCCCGGCCCUCCGAGUACAACCCCGACAGCUACUCCCGCCUGGUUGCCGCCACCAAGAAGAUGCUGGCCAAGGACACGGUGCCCUACAAGAUCGGCCUGCCUCCACAGCCCCCUCUGCUGGCCAGCAACGGGAGCGCGCACGGGUUGCUAGGCAGCCAGGGGCUACGCGAGGAGGACUCUUCUUAGGUCCUGGCCCCUUCCCAUCGCACCCCCUCUUCCCCUGGACGGGUCGCCCUCCCCUCUCCCCUCACCUGGAGAGCAAGCCAGGCGCAAAAUGCUGACCUGAAUGGACCUGAAUGAUGGGGGUUUUUUUUGGGGGGGGGGGGGGGCUGAAACAGUCCCUGUUAGUGUGUCACUCACUGAUUCCCUGAUCAGUUUUAUUUUUUAUUUCUUUUGUGGGAAGGGGCAAAACUGAGCUCCACCCCCAAUCGCUCAACGAGGGGGUCGGCAGAAGACCGCGCGUGUCCGUCCCUUUUCCUCCGUACCGCGAAGAGACUCGCCGUCGCCCUCCGCAGGCGCGGCCCAGCGUUGCCGUGGCGCGCGCGCGACGCCAAGCGCUCCGCGACCACUGACGGCCAUUUUGGAUCUGGUCCGUGCCGGUCCUUAUUUCAUUUGCACUCGUGCUUCCCGUUACAGCCGCCAUGUGACUGCGGACGCCUGCUGACAAUGCAACCCCCCAGCGUAACGUGUGCUGUCUGACACACUCCAAUGGACCGGUGCCCUACGCAAAAAAAACUGGACUGCUGAUUCAGGAGGAACUGUUAUGCAAUGUUCUGUUUUUCUUUUCCUUUUUUUUUUUUUUGAGAGGGUGGGGGCCGGCCGUUGGAGUAAAAGGUUUGGCUCUUUGUGGAGUCUGGGUCGGUGAGGGACCAUGGCGCCCUGUCUGCAAACUCACAGAUACUUGAUUUUCCUUUCGUACGUGUUUAUUUACUCAGAAGGGGUUACGGAGCACGGCGUUGCCUCAAUCCCAGCCUGAACGGGUGUGCUCUUUAAGACCCAGAGGAGCACGCGGUCAGCCCUGUUAAAAACACAGGGCAGAAAUAUGAAUACGGGUCAGGUGGAUAGAUAUGACUGUGCAGUUGUGUUUCGCAUGUGUGUCGGUGCUAGAUUUUGGGAGUGCUGUGAGUUUUUUUUUUUUUCUUUUCUCUCUUCUCACUAUGUGUCUUGGUGAGUCAGCUGAAUCGUAAUUGUCAUGUUUUCAAUAAUUAAGUUCAAAAGAAAUGUAUUUUAUACUAAAAAAAACAACUAUUGAAUGUCCUCGAUGGUGCCUUACAUUUCUUUUCAAAGAUGGUUGGCUCUUGUGGGGCACAUAAUUUGCAUAAGGGGCAGUUGCUUUAUAUAUAUAAAUAAACUUGCCUAUGACUGGACCAAACGUGUCACAUGAGGAGUUUAAACAAUUGGAGCACCCUUCCAAGAGCACAUCUCCACACUGAGAUGUGCACUAGCUGCUGAGGAACAGGUGUGCCUGGCUGGAGGGUGUGUCUGAUGCAUUUUUUGCAUGAGCCAAAAUGAGUCCCAUUCGCGGUUAGAAUCGGAGUAAGAGCUCUAAGUGUAGAAGUGCAGUGAUAUUGUGCGCAGUGGCCGUUGAGGUGGGGCCUAAGUCUUUAGCAUAGGUCUCUGCUUCACCCUGCAGCCACGCCCUCUGAGGAAGCCGGGCUGCUUGGACAUGCCCCCUGUGCAUUGUGGGUAAUGAGAUAGCUAUCCUGAGCCAGAAAUCAUGGCAAAAAGAAUUGCUAUUGUUGUCCUAUUCUGUGUUUGGAGAAACAGAAUUUCUUUAUCAAUUUUCAGUUUUAAAAAAACACAAAAUCGACAAAACUAUUUGUUACUGGAAAGAUGCCAACUUGUUUUCCAUCUUUUGUCUUGAUGUGGUUGGAAAUGCUAAGAAAAUUUAUGCGGUUUAUGACGUUGAACUGUUACAUUUCAUUUCGCUUCAUGUCCAGCCUUGCUGGCCAAUAUUUGUACCGAAUCAUGUUCUGUCCAGCUCUGCUCUGCUUUUUUACUGUCAAUCUAAAGUGCUUGGAUACAAACUGCAAUGAAAAAUCAUUUCAAAAAGCUCAAAAGGGUGGGCUGUUUUCUUCACAAAUCCCCACUGGCUCCAUAUGCAUCAACAAUUCCCUGAAAUUUUACAAAUGAACAAAUUCCCAACAAAGUAGGUCUGUUUCCGAAAUAAUGUGAGAAUUAAUUAGAAGGGAAGUUGUCUCUGCUGUCUUGCAGUGCAGCUUGGAGGAGUGUGUUUAUAUUCUGCUGUUCCACAGGCUCCAAACAGGCGCUGGCCUCGGUUGGUUGAUUAUAAACACUGGUUGAUCUCCACAGCAUCUGCUCCACACUACUGCUUGUCACCGACCCCCAGUUAAAGAGCUCUAUUCAUUUCACCCAGCUAUGAAAAUGUCAGCCGUUGCACUUGUAAGUACUUGUCGGUGCUAGAUUUUUGAUUUGUGUAUGCUUAAUUCGCUAUAUGGGAAUGGGAAUCCUGGAACAAGCGGCCAAGCUUUAGACUCCUGCCUUCCCAUCACAACCUCUGCGAACCAUAGACGUCUCCACAUUGCACUCAUCUGAGACCAUUCGGUUCACAUCAGGACAUUAAUUUGAUCUGGAGCUCUAUGGAAAUUCACAUCUUCCCGCUGGACGAUGAUUGAUGUGCAGAUGAAUUUAGCUCUGUAGGCUGCUAAAUGCACGUAACUUCGUGAACAUGGUAAUGACUCCAUUUGAGCACAUGGAUCCUUAGUCACGUUCGGCUGUUUGUUUUUGUGUUACUGCUUAUCGAGCAGUGUUCGCUUUUGCCAUUGGACAAUACGACUCUCACAGUGCAUCAACAUGUUAAUGAGCGUGUUUGAUCAUCUCUAUUUCUUAUAAUGAUCCGUAACUGCUUUUUUUUUUUUUUUUUUUACAAAUUUCUAAACUCGGAAAAUUGUCAAAUUAUCCCUUUGAAGUGAAGUAUGUUAUUUAUAAGCACACAUACUUCAGGUCUGACAUGGCAGAUCUGUUCCGUCUGAACGUUCGCUUAUGAUUGGUUGCCUACAAAAUGGUCGCACCACAGAGCAUUCAAAUGUAAAUGCUGUUACACAAUAAACAUGGCCUCCAAAUGGUCAAUACCAAAA
Molecule: messenger RNA, 5043 nt
Organism: Anguilla anguilla (European eel)
Lineage: Eukaryota; Metazoa; Chordata; Actinopteri; Anguilliformes; Anguillidae
Gene: slc22a31
Product: solute carrier family 22 member 31
Exons: 9
Coding region: 278-2131 (617 amino acids)
Biological process (GO): transmembrane transport
Molecular function (GO): transmembrane transporter activity
Source: RefSeq, a predicted model, not a curated record